Molecule: messenger RNA, 1749 nt
Organism: Papaver somniferum (opium poppy)
Lineage: Eukaryota; Viridiplantae; Streptophyta; Magnoliopsida; Ranunculales; Papaveraceae
Product: F-box/LRR-repeat protein At4g14103-like
Exons: 5
Coding region: 1-1749 (582 amino acids)
Molecular function (GO): protein binding
Source: RefSeq, a predicted model, not a curated record
AUGUUUAGUAUUGGUGGUAGGGUUCUCACAUCUCAUAGGAGUUCCUUAGCUCCAGAACUUAUUGAAGCAUUGCUUUGUUUGGGUGAUUGGCUGCCAGAUCUUAGUCUCAGUGACAGUGGUAGUUGUAUUACACGUCUCAAGGCUAUAGUUGAUCAAGAUAUUGAACUAAGUACGGAUGAGCGUAAUGCUUUGGAGAUAGGAAUACAAAUGGAACAGGAUUUAAAAAGAUUUGUUCAAGGCAUAAGUUCAGGACUAAGGAGGAAUGCAUUUACAGAUGCAGUUGGCAGUGGAGAUGGAGGAAUGCAUUUGCAGUUGCUGCCUGCAACACAUGGAGAUGGAGUUCCUUUGUCUUUUAUUUUGCAAGAACGUGGUUUUUUCUUUGCUGGAACAUCUGAACGUGGUUUUUAUUUUGCUAGAACAUCUGAAGAACAUCGACAUAUCGAUAUGGGUAAAGCCGAGGACAGGAUCAGCAACUUACCUGACUCACUUCUUCACCACAUAUUAUCGUUCGUUGAAACCAAGAUUGUUGCUCGUACUAGCGUAUUAUCCCACCGAUGGAAAUAUAUUUGGAUCUGUAUCCCCAACCUUGAAAUUGAAUGUGAUGUCAAGAAUACCGAUAGAUUCAUGAAUUUUGUGGAUGGGACAUUGAAUCGCCAUUCUUUGUCAAAUUGUAUACAAAAGUUGUGUCUCAAAUCAUGCUUCCACUUGCCUGAAUCUCACGUGAUUUCAUGCAUCUCCAAUGUAGUAAAGAAAAAUAACCUAAAAGAACUCAGUUUAUUCUUAUUCCAGAAGAAACCCUUGUGCAUUCCGCAAUCUGUUUUUAAUUGUGCAUCACUGGUAUCUUUGGAGCUGCGAAUAUACCCUCACAUCCAUUUUCCUGAUGAUAUCACAUUCCCGCGACUCAAGCGUCUUCGACUUAGGGAUUUGAAGCUUAACAAUGACUGUUGGAAUGACAAACUUUUUAUCAAUUCCCCUAUCCUUGAAGAAUUGUAUCUAGACAGCUGCGCUUUUCUUGUGCCGAGUUUCUGUAUUGCAAUUUCUACACUUAAGAUUUUGAAAAUUAAUGAUGCGAAUGGUAUGCAACACUGUGCUCUCAAUAUUCAUGCACCAAGUCUUUUGAGUUUAUUCUACAAUGGGCCUGUUGCAAAGGAAUAUGUCUUGUCUAGUUUUGUUUCAUUAAUGGAAGCAGUUGUUCAAGUUCCUGGUACAUUGGGGGAAAGUUCUACAAAUGAAGCAUUAAGUCAAAUUUUUCGAGCCCUUGCACAUGUAAAAUGUCUAACUGUUAAUGUUCCACCCUCAGAGGAGGACAAUCUGUUAACGAAUUUGCCAACAUAUCAUAAUCUCAAACACUUGAAAGUAACUGGGGUACCACAUGACUCUGAUGUAAGAGUAAUUGCUUUGCUCAAAGUAACACCCAGUCUGGAGUCACUAGUAAUUGAAAAGAAGGCGUAUUUUCGACUUACAACUGUUGACAACCAAGGCAAUGAAGACGAUGGUUGGACAUCACUUGAUAGGGGAUGUUUAUUUCAACACCUUAAAACAUUCUGCUUCAUUCCUUUAUCUUGGGGUCCAAGGGAGAUAAGCUGUGUGAAAGUAAUUUUGAGGAACGCCAAAGCUUUGCAAUCCUUCACUAUCUACAGUCAUUCCUCUGGAUGGCCUCUAACUGAGAUAGAACAACAACGUCCUAUGGUGCGGAUAAAAAGUUUUCAAAGAGCUUCUGAAAGUUGCUCGUUUAAAUUCUGCUCUUGA